Molecule: messenger RNA, 411 nt
Organism: Miniopterus natalensis
Lineage: Eukaryota; Metazoa; Chordata; Mammalia; Chiroptera; Miniopteridae
Source: RefSeq, a predicted model, not a curated record
AUGGAGAGUGCAGAACUUUCCACUCCCUCCUCCUUGGCUUCCUCCUGGGGUUGUGGGCUUUCAGUCAACCCCAGUUAUAACGGAGGGGAGCCCAAGCGCUCCCGAACCGCCUACACCCGGCAGCAGGUCUUGGAGCUGGAGAAGGAAUUCCACUUUAACCGCUACCUGACCCGGCGGCGCCGCAUCGAGAUCGCCCACACGCUCUGCUUGUCUGAGCGCCAGGUCAAGAUCUGGUUUCAGAACCGCCGCAUGAAGUGGAAGAAAGACCACAAACUGCCCAACACUAAGAUGCGCUCCUCCAACUCGGCCUCGGCCUCAGCAGGCCCGCCAGGGAAAGUACAGAGUCCAAGCCCGCACCCGCACCCGCACCCCCACCAGGGUGCCUCCACACCCAUGCCCUCCGCCAUAUGA